CCGAUGCCAAUAUUUCAGAAAAAGUUCGCCCCAAAACUGAUACCACCGCGUACCCGGCGGCUCAAUAUUGGUUGUCCGGCGCCCUCGCCAGCCGACGAUGUCGACGAUUUCCGUUCCAUCACGCUCAAUCUCGUCGACCGGCAGCUGUGCUUUAUCGAUGGUGUCUGGAUGAACGGGCUCCAGACACGGCCAUCCGAUGCCGGCCCGGUCCCGGGCCCGGGCGCUGGAUCAUCCGUUUCCGGUGGAAGCGCCGCGACGGCCGCGGCGGUUACCGAUGAUAUGAUGCGGAUGCGACGACGCCUCAAAACCGUCGAGCAGGAAAACAAUCUGCUGCAGGUGAAGCUGGACGUGCUGGUCGAUCUGCUGACGGAGAAUAUGAUCGAACUGAAUGGCAUUAAAAACCAGUGACGUAACGGACCGACCGACCGACCGGGUUAGAGUGGUAUGGAGUGGGCGAGGAGGUGACAUUCUCUUUCCCUUUUUUGUGUGGCUUCUUUCGUUUGUUUUUCUUAAUUUUAUCCGCGAUAACACAAUGCCGCACUCUGCCGAAGGAUAAAG
Anopheles aquasalis is the source of this 558-nucleotide messenger RNA. It is a transcript of the gene Cby, whose product is annotated as beta catenin antagonist chibby. The record is from RefSeq and is a predicted model, not a curated record. Lineage: Eukaryota; Metazoa; Arthropoda; Insecta; Diptera; Culicidae.